UUGUAAUUAAGUUUCCCUGUAAUAACCCAUUGAAUUAAUGUAAAAAUAAAAUAUCCUUGGAUUUUACAGCAUUUAACUCCUAUUUUACAGUAUAAUCUUGCCAUGUAAAACCAUCUGUAAUAUUACAACCAGGAAUUUUAUUUUCACAGCAAAACUGUAAAAAGUGCACUGAUUUCACACCAUCAAACUGUAACAUUACAGUAAAAUAUUGACUUGGAAGUCACGUGACACAGGCAGCCUAUAUACUGCCAGAACAAUGAAUGACGGAUGUAACAUAUAAUGUUCAUGAAAUUUAAAGACAUAAAAGUUCAAAGAUGAGCUGAUUUUUGUUAGGUGGUAAAAGUUAUUUUACAUUUUGUAGUGGACUACAACUCUUGAGUUGCCUUUUCUGGACAAAUGUUGGAGCAUUAAACGUUCCAGAAAAUUAUUGCUUUUUUCCGUCCGGCGGAUCCACGGGCAGACUGGAAGGGGAGGAGACUUCCUCUAACCGAACUACUAAUUUGAACUGAAGGCGCGAAAUCCCUCUUUCCCUUUCUCCGCCGGUGAAGAAGUCCAUUCAAGAUAUGUGUGAUAAAGUAACUACAGAGUGAAAGGCACUCUGAUUAGUUGGCGCUCAUAACACUGCGUUUCUUUUUGUUAGCAAUGUUUUUUUUAGUAUCGGUUAUCUACUUAUCACUGUUAUCUACAACAUUCUGACCUAAAAUUUGUGUUCUUCACCUUGCUUCCCUGUGUUGACUUGAGUAUGCCUGUAUUCUAGGUUGGACUGACAUCUUGAUACUUCUGUACCUGUGUCACACAAAUUUGUAGUUCCUGUUGCUGGUGCGACUAAGAUCACCAGAGAGCGAGGCUGACCACACUGUAAGUGACUAGUUGACAUGCUUCACAAUGUUCAACUGCAAAUUGGUUGGGUGUGAGCAUGUCUUUAGGAAUGUCCAUAGCUAUGUUCAGCACACCAAACUGCAUAGCAAUGUCCCCAACUAUCAAUACCAGUGUGGUGUGCCUGAUUGCUCAUGGAGGUGCAGAAAACACACGGGACUGCAAAUUCAUAUGUAUAGGCAGCAUAGGUCUAACCCGCAGACUGCGGGGAGUACACUGCCUGACACGUCAGCCCUACCAACUAAUGCACCCUUAAAAUGUCUAGUUGAGGUAUGUGCAUUUAAGUGCAGCACUUUGGCCUCUCUUAUUGGGCAUUUGAAGAAGCACAUAAGUGGAGGAUUAGAAACAAGAUGUCCAUUUAGGGAUUGUGAUUGCACAUUCACAAACGUGUCCAGUUUUGCUUCACAUAUUUGUAGAAAACAUAGGAGUGUUGAGGAUUCAGUUUUAAAUGAUGUUGUUUUAGACAGGUCUAUAGCCACAGAGCCAUUGCCAGGAACCAGUCAGUCAUAUUCAGAACCUGCUGAGGAACAUAAUGAACCACAAAUGCCAUUAGUUGUAGAUGAAAACCUCUUUUUCCAGAACCUUACACUUUUCUACCUAAAAAUGCAAUCUAAGCUACUCUUGCCAGCAACCACUAUUCAGACCAUCAUUGAUGGGUUUCAAAGUGCUCAUGAACUUGGCCUGUCAAAUUCCCUAAACAUUCUAAAUGAGAAACUAAAGGAACUCGGAAUCCCUCAGGCCACUAUAAGCAGCAUCAUUGAGGAAAUGAACAGAGAGGAUUUACUCUCACUCUAUAACAGGGAAAGGCUCAAUACCGAUGCAAAGAGGAAGGCUGCUUUUAAAGAAUCUUUUAACUAUGUUCAUCCUGUGCCUUUGCUCUUGGGCAAUGAUGAUGAUGACAAGGAGUGUUUUGCUCAGUAUAUUCCCAUGCACGAGACCUUGGUGACACUUUUCAAAAAUGAGUCUCUGCGUGAACAGUACACCAUGACACGUUCACAGCCAUCUGCUGAUGCUGUCUAUCAGGAUGUGAAGGAUGGAGAAGGCUUUCAAAGAAAUCCAGUGUUGAAAGCUGACCCUUCUUCACUUGGUUUAAUACUGUACCAAGAUGCUUUCGAGGUUGUCAACCCCCUAGGCUCAGGGAAAAAAAAGCACAAGGUUUUAGCUGUUUACCUGACUCUGACUGACAUCUUGCCUUACAACAGAUCUUCAAUUGAUCAGAUGCAACUUGUUCUCUUAUGUAGGGAACAAGACUUUAAGUAUUUUGGGGUAAACAAAGUUUUUGCCCCCCUGAUUGAGGACCUCAAAAUUCUGGAGCAGAGAGGUAUCCUCACAUCUGAUGGCAAUGUACUAAAGGGCUCUUUAGUUGCCAUUGCAGGAGACAACCUGGGAUCCCAUUCUAUUGGGGGAUUCUUGGAGAACUUCAGUCGGUCUAUAUGGUUUUGUCGCUACUGUGAGGUGUGUAGAGAUGAAUUCCUGGCUAACCCUAUAUUGUGUGGUACAAAAAGAACAGCUCAAUCAUAUGCAUGUAACUUGCAAGAACAGAAAACUACUGCCACUGACUCUGUAUGUGGCAUCAAGUUUGACUCUCCUUUCAAUCAGCUUUCACAUUUCCAUGUUUGCCAGCCUGGCCUACCACCAUGUCUAGGCCAUGACUUAUUUGAGGGAGUCAUUGCUUAUGACCUGCCCUUAUAUAUUCGCCAUUUAGUUGAGGAGAAUCAUUUCACAUACCUGCAGUUAAACAGGUGCAAGAACCAGUUCAGAUAUGAAGGUAAUGAUGGUAAGGACAAGCCAGCAGACCUCUCUCCCAGCAGCAACAAGCUAAGUGGACACGCAGUUCAGAACUGGUGUUUCCUUAGACUUCUCCCACUCAUGGUGGGUGACAGGAUUAAAGAUCCCUGCGAAAAUGAGGUGUGGCUAAUAAUUUUGCAGCUCAGGGAGAUUGUUGGGCUCAUCUGUGCACCGGUGAUUACAGAGGGCCAGGUUGCGUAUCUUAAAGUCCUCAUAGAGGAGUACAUAGUCACCAGGACGAGGCUUUUCCCCAUUGCUCCCCUCAGACCAAAGCACCAUUAUCUGUGUCACUAUCCAUCUCUCAUCAUUCACUUUGGCCCACUUAUACGACUAUGGACACUGCGGUUUGAGAGCAAGCACACAUUUUUUAAACAGUGUGCCAGAAAAUUGCACAAUUUCAGGAAUUUGUGCAAAACUCUAGCAGAGAGGCACCAACUUCUACAAGCUUACUUAAGUGUGGGAAACUUGUUCCCUCCACUUGUACAAGCAGAAAAGGGGACUUGUUUCCAUGUUGAAGAUUACAAUGACAGGAUCAGGGCAUCUGUUGCCAGUUGUCCAUUCCAGUUACAGUCGGCAGUAGCUUGUAACUGUGUUACAGUCAAAGGCACAGAUUACAGAAGGGGGAUGUAUGUAUUAUUACAGAACACUGAUGAUGGGCUUUUCAUGGGGAAGAUUAUGCUCAUUAUUGUUGAACAUAAUCUUGUCAUUUUUGUCUCCGAGAAACAUACUUUUGUAAAGUUAUGUGACACAGGCGUGUACUGUGACCAAGGAGUGAUCCAAGACAAAUAUGUGUGCAUUAAGCAUGAAGAUCUCCUCGACUACUAUCCCCUUUCAGCAUACAACGUGUAUGAUCAGUCCCUUAUUGCUCUCCACCAUUCUUUUCCAGAAGCAGUAUGAGUAAGGGUGAAAAUGAGGAUACAGGAUAUGUGAGGAGAGAUGUGAGUAGUAGAGCAGGCUAUGUUGUCAUAGCUGAUAUUUUUUUUUUUGGGUAGCCUUGAAUACAUUUGAAUCUUUAAUAGGUCGGUUUCACGUGAAAUUCUCUUUAUAUUCUAUAUCCUGUAUGCAGGGUAACUAAAAAUUAUUUGCAAGUAACCAUCAUAACAGUCAAAAUGCCUAUUUCUAGUUUUAGUUUUUUGCUAAUUCCUAAGUAGUUUCCUGGUCAAUAAAACAAAAACUGUCACAAAGUUCAAUGUCUAUUCUGUCAACACAUAAAAUACAUUUAAUUACUUUUCCAAUCAAGAUGUCCAAAAGUGGAGACAAUAGUAAAAAAUGGGUGUGAUAUUGACCUGUAGAAAGGUCUUUCGGCCAAUGAAAUAAUGUGACGCUUUUGUGAAUCCAGUCACUUUUUAAAAUAUUUAUCAAUAAAAACAGGACAGUUUCUUUUCUGAAAUUUCUUACAAAAACAGUUUUCCCCCAAAGAUUGUAUUGGGACCUGCCCUCCAACUGCAUUAGAAUUACAGAAUGUGAAACCCACCUAUUAAAUUUUUUUUAUUGAACAGGCUAUAGUAGAAAACAUGAAUACAGUUUAGGGAUGGUAAAAAUGCUAAAUUACACAACUGAAUACUUAAUGA
Molecule: messenger RNA, 4235 nt
Organism: Nothobranchius furzeri (turquoise killifish)
Lineage: Eukaryota; Metazoa; Chordata; Actinopteri; Cyprinodontiformes; Nothobranchiidae
Source: RefSeq, a predicted model, not a curated record